Messenger RNA from Capronia epimyces CBS 606.96, 2118 nucleotides. RefSeq names its product vacuolar protein sorting-associated protein 1. Gene Ontology annotation, molecular function: GTPase activity; microtubule binding; GTP binding. Bases 1 to 2118 code for a protein of 705 amino acids. Gene Ontology annotation, biological process: peroxisome organization. NCBI's taxonomy places the organism in Eukaryota, Fungi, Ascomycota, Eurotiomycetes, Chaetothyriales, Herpotrichiellaceae. The transcript has 5 exons. Gene Ontology annotation, cellular component: microtubule; cytoplasm; membrane. The record is from RefSeq and is a predicted model, not a curated record.
AUGGCGGCACCACCUGCGGGCUACUCAGUCAACGUGAACGACCCUACGCUGAUCGCUCUCGUCAACAAGUUGCAAGAUGUCUUUACAACCGUCGGAGUUCAAAAUCCCAUAGACUUGCCACAGAUUGUGGUGGUCGGAUCACAGUCCAGCGGAAAGAGUUCGGUUCUUGAAAACAUUGUCGGUAGAGACUUUCUUCCUCGAGGCUCUGGCAUCGUCACUCGUCGACCCCUCGUCCUGCAGCUCAUCAACAGACCAGCUCCGGCAAAGGUGCAGACGAAUGGAGUCAGCGAGAAAGAAAUGAAAGAGACCACCGAUAGCCAAGCAAAUGUCGAUGAGUGGGGAGAGUUUCUACAUCUACCCGGCCAGAAGUUCCAUGACUUCAACAAGAUCCGUGAUGAAAUUGUCAAAGAAACAGAAGCAAAGGCCGGCCGAAAUGUGGGCAUCUCCCCAGCACCGAUCAACCUGCGCAUAUACUCUCCUAAUGUUCUCACCCUGACGCUCGUCGAUUUGCCCGGUCUGACCAAAGUCCCCGUCGGAGAUCAACCGCGAGACAUCGAGCGGCAGAUUCGGGAAAUGGUGAUCAAGUAUAUCUCCAAAUCGAAUGCCAUCAUCCUGGCUGUCACAGCUGCCAACCAGGAUUUGGCCAACUCGGACGGCCUGAAGCUCGCUCGUGAGGUGGACCCGGAAGGUCAGAGGACUAUUGGUGUUCUGACCAAGAUCGACUUGAUGGACGCCGGCACCGACGUUGUCGAUAUUCUCGCUGGGAGGAUCAUCCCACUCAGACUGGGCUACGUCCCUGUGGUCAAUCGAGGCCAGCGGGACAUUGAAAACAAGAAGCGAAUAGACUUGGCUUUGAAAGCUGAGAAGGAGUUCUUCGAGAAUCACCCCUCGUACAGAAACAAGGCGUCAUACUGUGGUACUCCUUAUCUGGCCCGAAAGCUCAACCUCAUUCUGAUGAUGCACAUCAAACAAACGCUGCCAGACAUCAAGACACGAAUUGCCACUUCUCUGCAGAAGUACUCGCAAGAGUUAGAGCAGCUAGGUGCGGGCGACCUACUAGGGCACAACAGCUCCAACAUUAUUCUCAACAUCAUUACCGAGUUUGCGAACGAAUACAGAACUGUUCUCGACGGAAAUAGCUCGGAAUUGUCAAGCAACGAACUUUCCGGUGGUGCCAGAAUCUCUUUUGUGUACCACGAACUCUAUUCAAACGGUAUCAAGGCCAUCGAUCCUUUUGAUCAAGUCAAGGACAUUGACAUCCGCACCAUCCUUUACAACUCUUCCGGUUCUCAGCCGGCACUCUUUGUCGGGACCACAGCUUUCGAACUGAUCGUGAAACAGCAAAUUCGGCGACUGGAAGAACCGUCGUUGAAAUGUGUUUCUCUGGUGUUUGACGAGCUUGUCCGCAUUCUCACCCAACUCCUCCAGAAGCAGAUUUUCAGAAGAUAUCCUCAACUAAAGGAGAGAUUCCACGGAGUUGUCAUAGCUUUCUUCCGGAAAUCAAUAGAUCCAACCAACAAAUUGGUGAAGGAUCUGGUGGCAAUGGAGUCUUGCUACAUCAAUACAGGUCACCCGGAUUUCCUCAACGGCCACCGUGCCAUGGCCAUUGUCAACGACAGACACAGCGCCAGCAAACCCACUCAGGUCGACCCCAAAACAGGCAAACCUCUUCCACCAUCAGUGCCACCCAGAGCAAACUCGCCAGGCCUUCCUACCGACGGCAGCGAUCAGAACUCCGGGUUCUUCGGCUCCUUCUUUGCUAGUAAGAACAAGAAGAAGAUGGCAGCUAUGGAGCCACCGCCUGCCACCCUCAAAGCCAGCGGCACACUGUCCGAACGCGAGAACCAAGAAGUGGAGGUGAUCAAACUGUUGAUCAACAGCUAUUUCAACAUUGUUCGGAGGACGAUGAUUGAUAUGGUUCCGAAAGCAAUCAUGUUGAACCUAGUACAGCACACGAAAGAAGAAAUGCAGCGAGAAUUGCUGGAGCAGAUGUACCGGGCGCAAGAACUCGAUGAACUGCUCAAGGAGAGUGACUACACGGUCAGACGUCGAAAAGAAUGCCUACAGAUGGUGGAGAGUUUGAGUAAAGCCAGCGAGAUCGUCAGCCAGGUGCAGUAG